AUGCGUCUGCCCUGGCUCGUCCUCGCCUGUUUCUGUCUCCAGGCCUCUGCUCAGCUCUUCCCCAGACAGACUCCAGACCCAACAGACAAUCCUACAAAUCCUUCCCAGUCAUCCAGCUCAUCCAGUUCAUCCAGUACUUCAGUUAGCUCCUCGUCGUCGUCGUCCUCUUCCUCGUCCUCCAGCUCGUCCAGCUCCUCCUCCUCGUCGUCCAGCUCCUCUAGCUCCUCCUCGGCCUCGUCUACCACCCCCACCUCCAUAUCCACCACCCCCACCAGUCUCUCCAGGUCUCUCCAACUCACCACCGUCGGCGGCACAGAGGUCAUCGUCACUGUCAUCGGCUCCGCCACCUCCUCCACUCCCUCAACAACUGCCACCAAUGCCUCUGCAAACGGCGACGACGACGACAAGUCUUCCGGCAUGAGCACUGGCUCCAUCGUCGGCCUCGCCGUCGCAGGUGGCAUCGCCGUCAUUGGCAUCAUCGCCUUUUUCGUCUGGAAGUUUACCAGGAAACGCUUCUCCGACUUUGACGACAACGAAGCAAUCAAGUGGCCCGAUCUAAAUACCCAUGGCGCAGGCACUUCCGACUCUCACCCGCUCCCUGUCAACAACACCGGCCGCUCUGGCUUCGAUACCGGUUCAGAGGGCUCGCUCUCCCGUCGUCCUUCUACCAACUACUCAACCCCAGACUUUGCAUCUUCCGGCCCAGACCCGUACGCCGUCCCUCCUCUGCCCCAUCUCAACCCCAACCAGCCCUACCGCGACGACCCCGCAGCAACAGGCGCCUACUACGACCCCUACCGCGGCCCUGUCCCCGGAACCAUCGAGCAAGGCGGCGAAGCCAUCCCCAUGACCCAGAUGAACCAGGGCAGAAUGAGUCCAGGCCCCCACGCCGCGUACGACCACUACGACAUGGGCGUCCCGCAAGGCCGCCAGAGCCCAGGGCCGCACAAUAUGGGUGGAUACGGCGGAGGAAGGACAUCUCCAGGACCGCAGGCGGCCUAUGGAGGUGGGCGCGCGUCUCCCGGCCCUCAUGCCGCGUAUGCACCAUACCCCGACCAGCGCUGA
Molecule: messenger RNA, 1065 nt
Organism: Psilocybe cubensis
Lineage: Eukaryota; Fungi; Basidiomycota; Agaricomycetes; Agaricales; Agrocybaceae
Exons: 2
Coding region: 1-1065 (354 amino acids)
Source: RefSeq, a predicted model, not a curated record